AUGUCUUCUCACAAGACUUUCAGAAUCAAGAGGUUUCUGGCCAAGAAACAGAAGCAAAAUCGUCCCAUUCCCCAACGAAUUCGUAUGAAAACUGGCAAUAAAAUCAGGUACAAUUCCAAGAGGAGACAUUGGAGAAGAACCAAGCUGGGUCUACAAGGAUUGCACAUGAUAUAA
Molecule: messenger RNA, 174 nt
Organism: Lemur catta (Ring-tailed lemur)
Lineage: Eukaryota; Metazoa; Chordata; Mammalia; Primates; Lemuridae
Product: 60S ribosomal protein L39-like
Exons: 1
Coding region: 1-174 (57 amino acids)
Biological process (GO): translation
Cellular component (GO): cytosolic large ribosomal subunit; ribosome
Molecular function (GO): structural constituent of ribosome
Source: RefSeq, a predicted model, not a curated record